ACUGCCCCCCAACCCAAGGUGUGGUGCGACCCGUGCCGAGGGGUGCGUGGCACAGGGGAGCUGUGCCUCGAACGGGGCCUCUGGGAUACCGGGCGCCCUCCCAGAGUAUCCAGCCUAGCCUGGGCACGCGGGGCUCUGCCCGGGUGGUCCACACUUUCCUCAGCGUCUCGUGGGAUCAUAAAGAAAAAAUCUGAAAUUAGCUCCAAACGAGCAGAUGCCAAGAAUUCCAGGGGACCUCACUGUGAGGCGACCCGGGAUUCAGAACAGACUAAGCGUGAACUUGGCACGAGGGGACCUCGAGAUGAGGUGACCUCGGGCCUCGUAGGUGAUAAAGACACAGUUGCAGAGGGAGAUUCUUCUAAACUCGCAACAAGGAGGACCUCGACUGCCAUACUUGACACUGGGGAAACCGACCCGUCCAAAAACAGCUCAGAAGGAGCAGUUACAGGAAGGGGCGACAUUGCUGCAGAGGCGGAGAUCUCGAACCUUGCAAAUAAGUGUGCACCAGACAUCCCCGUCACAAAGAGUGCAGAUACGGCUUCAGCAGAGAACUCUGAGAAUAUUUCAGAGGAACGACACGUGGCGAAGGUUCCUGUGAAAGAAGAAAUGGAAACAUCGAGGGGUGAGAAUUCUGAACGGAUGGAAGAACACAAUGAGGGAGAAGAAUGUGAGGCAGCAAGGGAAAGAGUGAUAUCAAAAACUGAACGAAAGAAGCGGAAACUAGAGGAAGCUAACCAAAAGACUGAAAUUAUUAAUGGGGGUGCUAAAAAAUUAAAAACUAGUACUGACGAAGCAGCAGCACCUGUACUGCAAAAACACAGAUUGAAAGAAGUAAAGUCUAGUGACCUUACUCGUACCAGUGCUCCAGUAACUAAAGAGGCCAGCAAAAGCGGAAGUGGUGGUACUGAUCGAGAAGUGGAAGUAAAGGAGGAAAUGUUUGUCUCGAUGAAGCUGGCUGUUGUACUCGAAGGUUUUCCAGACGUCAAGAUGACGGAGGAGCAGGCGGAAGUGGUAGAGACUGUGCUUGUGAAGAGCAUUAACUUGUCUGAACAGGGGGAACCUAUCCAGUUUUCUGCGACAAACUACGAGCAUGGAGGCUUGGUGUUCACUUGUGUGAACAGGGCGACACAUGCGUGGCUUCAAAGUACUGCUCAAAGGAUUGUUCCGUGGCCGGGAGCCAGACUACUGGUUGCUCAGGCGGAGACCACGUUGAAAGGUUCCAGGUUGAUUUUGUGGGUGGACGAGGGAAUGGGGCUGAAUAAGAAAACCUACAAGCAGAUUGUGGAAUUGUUUGAGAAGCAAAAUAAAAAUAUCUCUACUGCCAAGUGGAAAAUCCUCAAGAGAGAGGCGGAGGUAGACAAAAGGAAAAGGGUGACUCUUUGGGUCGAUGACAAAUCUUUUGAGCAUUUGAAGGCAAGGAAUUUCAAAUUAUUCCUCGGCUUAUCACAAGCUAAAUUCAUCCUGAUGUCGGAAUGGAGGAAGCUGAAUACGCAACUGCGUCGUGAACUCAAAUUUGCCGAUAGUGACUCUCGCACUUCAGACCGUCGGGUGUCCCGCACUUCAGACCGUCGCGUGUCCCGCACUUCAGACCGUCGGGUGUCUCGCACUUCAGACCGUCGGGUGUCUUCGGACCGUCAGGAGUCUCGCGCUUCGGACCGUCAGGAGUCUCGCGCUUCGGACCGUCAGGAGUCUCGCGCUUCGGACCGUCAGGAGUCUCGCGCUUCGGACCGUCAGGAGUCUCGCGCUUCGGACCGUCAGGAGUCUCGCGCUUCGGACCGUCAGGAGUCUCGCGCUUCGGACCGUCAGGAGUCUCGCGCUUCGGACCGUCAGGAGUCUCGCGCUUCGGACCGUCAGGAGUCUCGCGCUUCGGACCGUCAGGAGUCUCGCGCUUCGGACCGUCAGGAGUCUCGCGCUUCGGACCGUCAGGAGUCUCGCGCAUCGCACCGUCAGGAGCCUCGCGCAUCGGACCGUCAGGAGUCUCGCGCAUCGGACCGUCAGGAGUCUCGCGCUUCGGACCGUCAGGAGUCUCGCGCUUCGGACCGUCAGGAGUCUCGCGCUUCGGAUCAUCGUGACUCUCGUGCUUCACACCGUCGAGAGCCUCGUGCUUUAGAUGAUCACAAAUCUCGUGCUUUGGACCAUCAGGAACCUCGUGCUUCGGACCAUCGUGAGCCUUGUGCUUCGAGUCAUCGUGAGCAUCAUGUUUUACACCGCCACGAGCCACGUGCUUCGGACCGCCACGAGCCACGUGCUUCGAACCGCCAUGAGCAUCGCGCUUCGGACCGCCACGAGCCUUGCGCUUCGGACCGCCGUGAGCGUCGCACUUUGGACCGCCACGAGGCUCGCGCUUCGGACCGCCACGAGGCUCGCGCUUCGGACCGCCACGAGGCUCGCGCUUCGGACCGCCACGAGGCUCGCGCUUCGGACCGCCACGAGGCUCGCGCUUCGGACCGCCACGAGGCUCGCGCUUCGGACCGCCACGAGGCUCGCGCUUCGGACCGCCACGAGGCUCGCGCUUCGGACCGCCACGAGGCUCGCGCUUCGGACCGCCACGAGGCUCGCGCUUCGGACCGCCACGAGGCUCGCGCUUCGGACCGCCACGAGGCUCGCGCUUCGGACCGCCACGAGGCUCGCGCUUCGGACCGCCACGAGGCUCGCGCUUCGGACCGCCACGAGGCUCGCGCUUCGGACCGCCACGAGGCUCGCGCUUCGGACCGCCACGAGGCUCGCGCUUCGGACCGCCACGAGCCUCGCGCUUCGGACCGCCACGAGGCUCGCGCUUCGGACCGCCACGAGCCUCGCGCUUCGGACCGCCACGAGCCUCGCGCUUCGGACCGCCACGAGCCUCGUGCUUCAGACCGUCCGGACCCUCACACUUCUGUCCGUCGAGAGCCUCUCACUUCUGAUCGUCGGGAGCCUCGCAUUUCAGCCCUCCUGGAGCCCCUAGCGCCAGGCCGUCUGGAGCCUCGCGCCUCUGGCCGCCUGGAGCCCCGUACCACCGACCUACUGGAAUAUCGUGCUUCUGACCUGUGGUCUCAUGCUUCGGACUCUCGGUGGUCUCACGCCUCAGACUUCCUGUGGGCUCCCCCUUCCGACCAUCUGGAGCCCCGCACGUUGGGCCGUCUGGGGUCCCGCACCUUGGCUCAUCUGGAGCCCCGCCCUAAGGACCGUCUGGAGCCCCGCUCUAUGGACCUUCUAAUGCCCUGCUUUUCAGAGCGUUUGGGUCCCCUUGCUGCCCAACGUUUGCAGAUGCGUGCUUCAGACCAGCUGGAGCCCCGCCACGUGGACCGUUUGCUGUCCAGCAGUUCAGACCGUCUCGGCUCCCAUAAUUUACAACGUUUGGAAUCCCGUAUUGCAGACCACACUGAGCCUCGUGCUACAGAUCGUAUGGCGCCCCGUGCGCUCAUCCGUCGGGGAUCGCCUCCUUUGGACAGUGUCAUACCACGCACCUCGUUCCGCAGGUCUCCUGCUUCAGACCGUGUGGCACCCCGUACCUUGUUCCGUCGGGGGUCUCCUGCUGUGGGACAUGUGAAGUCCCCCACUUCAGACAUUCGAAGACGCACUACUUCAGACCGUCUGAAGGCCCACUCUUUGGACCGUCAAAUGGUGUGCUCUUCUGACCGCCAGAUGGCCCGCUCUAUGGACCGUCGGGUGGCCAGGUCUUCAGACCGCCGUGUGGCCAGGUCUUCAGACCGCCGGGUGGCCAGGUCUUCGGACCGCCGGGAAGCCAGGUCUUCGGACCGCCGGGUGGCCAGGUCAUCGGACCGCCGGGUGGCCAGGUCAUCGGACCGCCGGGUGGCCAGGUCAUCGGACCGCCGGGUGGAUAGGUCUUCGGACCGCCGGGUGGGCAGGUCUGCGGACCGCCAGAUGGCCAGGUCUGCGGACCGCCGGGUGGCCAGGUCAUCGGACCGCCGGGUGGCCAGGUCUUCGGACCGCCGGGUGGGCAGGUCUGCGGACCGCCGGGUGGCCAGGUCUGCGGACCGCCGGGUGGCCAGGUCUGCGGACCGCCGGGUGGCCAGGUCUUCGGACCGCCGGGUGGCCAGGUCUUCGGACCGCCGGGUGGCCAGGUCUUCGGACCGCCGGGUGGGCAGGUCUGCGGACCGCCGGGUGGCCAGGUCUGCGGACCGCCGGGUGGCCAGGUCAUCGGACCGCCGGGUGGCCAGGUCUUCGGACCGCCGGGUGGCCAGGUCUUCGGACCGCCGGGUGGCCAGUUCUGCGGAGCGACGGGUGGACCGAUCUUCGGCGGACCGCCGGCUGGCCCGCUCUUCGGCGGACCGCCGGCUGGCCCGCUCUUCGGCGGACCGCCGGCUGGCCCGCUCUUCGGCGGACCGCCGGCUGGCCCGCUCUUCGGCGGACCGCCGGCUGGCCCGCUCUUCGGCGGACCGCCGGCUGGCCCGCUCUUCGGCGGACCGCCGGCUGGCCCGCUCUUCGGCGGACCGCCGGCUGGCCCGCUCUUCGGCGGACCGCCGGCUGGCCCGCUCUUCGGCGGACCGCCGGCUGGCCCGCUCUUCGGCGGACCGCCGGCUGGCCCGCUCUUCGGCGGACCGCCGGCUGGCCCGCUCUUCGGCGGACCGCCGGCUGGCCCGCUCUUCGGCGGACCGCCGGCUGGCCCGCUCUUCGGCGGACCGCCGGCUGGCCCGCUCUUCGGCGGACCGCCGGCUGGCCCGCUCUCAGGCGGACCGCCGGCUGGCCCGCCAUCCUGAUACUGUGGCACCCGGUUCCUUAGUCAAUCAGGGGUCUUCCACUUUGGACCAUCGGGAGCCUUCUGCUUCUUCACGCUGGGAGCCCCACGCUUCAGAAUGUGCACAACCUCAUGAUACAGACCGUUUUGAUCCCCGCGCUUCAGAACGCAUGGUGCCCCGUAGUUCCGACCGUUUUGAUCCCCGUGUUUCUGAAUGCCCGCUGUCGCGCACUUCGGACCGUUUUGAUCCUCGCGCCUCAGAACGCCUACUGGCCCGCACUUCAGACCGUCUCAAGCAGCACUCUUCUGAUCGUCCUGAGCUCCGCACUUCUGCCCAUCAGGAGCUCCGCACGUCUGACCGUCCUGAGCUCCGCACAUCUGACUGUCCUGAGCUCCGCACGUCUGACCGUCGGGAGCCCCGCGGUCCUGACUGUCGGGCCGGCCGUGUUUCUGACCGUCGAGAGCCCGGCACUUCUGACCGUCGGUUGCCUCAAGAGACUGAUUACAGUGCACCAGAUCAAUCUCAGCUUCGUAAGAGAAUGUCUGUAGUUUCCGAUCCCCUUUCACCUAAAAGGACGAGGUAUACAGCUUCGUAUUUGAUGCCAUCUCUUGAUUCCAGGCGCAUGACUCCAAGCCGUGAUAAGUCUGAGAACUCGAGGUUCAAAGAUUCAGAUCAACUAUUAUCCUGUGACUCAAGAUUCAGAGGCUCGGAUGAGCCGCCUAUCCAGGAAUCCAGGUUUAGAGGUUCAGAUCUAUGGAUGAGAAGAUAGAUUUGAGAAUGCAGAUCCUCCAUACCCUCGUCACUCUAGUUUAAGAUCAUCGUGUCCAUAAUGUUUCAGAGAAUUUGACAAUAUACUUUCUCGCAUGUCCGUUUCCCGGAAGGACUAACAUUCAGGUUCAAAUCUCCACUGCAGCUAUCGAUGUCCUUUUAGACUAGAUGGCCAAAUUUUUAUCUCUCGAGGUGUUGAGAUUCUAGCAGUGACAAUUGCUAGAUAUACACUUGAUUUGCAGUUACAGAAGUGGAUUUUGAGUGCAGCAUCUAAAAUUCCAAAUUGUGGGAUAGUGUUGAUUAAUGCUGAAAUAAUUUUAGUGUUAAGUUGCUACGCACUGUGUAAUGCUUGACUUACACUUGCAUUUCCAUGAGCUCCAGUUUUGCCAAUAAUCCUAAAUAUCGCAUGGGAAUAUACUUUGAAUUCAGUUUGUUUAUUUUGUUUAAAUUCUGUUAGAUGUGAGUGCCUGUUGAUGUGUUACUUGUGAACAGGCCUGUCCACUUGCUAUAAAUAGCAAAAGCUUUUAAGCAUGUUAAUAACAUGUUUGUCUCAAGUUUUUCCUGGUACCUUACUAAAGGAGUAAGUUUAAGGAAGUAUUUUGCAGAUUGUAUACAUCGAGUGACAAGAGUUACAUACUGUCCUUAUAAAGAGUGUCAACAUUUAAUAUUGAGUUCAAUGUUACGAGCAUUGUGUAAAGCUAUUUGUUUAAAUGUCCAGACUGUGGUUGCUGUGGGUGUGUGUAUGCAUUUUCUUUAUUUGAACAUUUUUGUCAUUCAGAAUAUGUAUAUCACAAUUUUUUGUGCUGCGUAAAAUUAAAAAAGAUGGUACUGUUUAUGAAUAAACAACAAAUGAGAAA
Messenger RNA from Schistocerca nitens (vagrant locust), 6304 nucleotides. RefSeq lists its product as uncharacterized. NCBI's taxonomy places the organism in Eukaryota, Metazoa, Arthropoda, Insecta, Orthoptera, Acrididae. The coding region runs from base 607 to 5448 and encodes 1613 amino acids. The record is from RefSeq and is a predicted model, not a curated record. The transcript has 2 exons.